This is a messenger RNA of Oncorhynchus kisutch (coho salmon), 3577 nucleotides long. Its product is annotated as integrator complex subunit 3-like. The transcript has 25 exons. NCBI's taxonomy places the organism in Eukaryota, Metazoa, Chordata, Actinopteri, Salmoniformes, Salmonidae. The coding region runs from base 31 to 2706 and encodes 891 amino acids. The record is from RefSeq and is a predicted model, not a curated record. Gene Ontology annotation, cellular component: cytoplasm.
AGUGGCGUGAUCGGCGCGGACGGCGUCCUCAUGACCCUUAUGAAGCAGAUCGCAGGAGGAGACAUCACCAGUAAGAACCUGUGGCUGGCUGAGAAUGUUCUGGACAUACUGCUGGAUCAAAGGGAGUGGGUGCUGAAGAGUGGCAUGCUGAUAGCCAUGUCCGUGUACACCUACCUGCGCCUCAUCGUGGACCACGGCACCCCGGCACUGCUGGUCCUCAGACAGAAGGAGGUUGACUUGUGUAUCGGCCUGCUCCGAGAGAAGUUUAUGGAGUGUUUUAUCAUUGGGAGAGACCUGGUGCGUCUGCUGCAGAUCGUGGCCCGGAUCCCAGAGAUGGAGCUACUGUGGAAAGACCUGCUCCACAACCCCCAGGCCCUCAGCCCUCAGUUCACUGGUAAGGGUUUGCUGCAGCUCUUGACCGCUCGCACAUCCCGCAAGUUCCUGGCUUGUCGCCUCACACCAGACAUGGAGACCAAACUGCUCUUCAUGACCUCCAGGGUGCGAUUUGGCCAGCAGAAGCGCUACCAGGACUGGUUCCAGAGACAGUACCUGUCCACGGCAGAGAGCCAGUCGCUGCGCUGUGACCUGAUUCGCUACAUCUGCGGCGUGGUGCACCCAUCCAAUGAGGUGCUAAGCUCUGACAUCCUGCCCCGCUGGGCUAUCAUUGGCUGGCUGCUCACCACCUGCACGUCUAACGUGGCGGCCUCGAAUGCCAAGCUUGCCCUGUUCUACGACUGGCUCUUCUUCAGCCCAGAGAAGGACAGCAUCAUGAACAUAGAGCCGGCCAUCUUAGUGAUGCACCACUCCAUGAAGCCUCAUCCAGCCAUCACUGCCACUCUCCUGGACUUCAUGUGUCGGAUCAUCCCUCACUUUUUCCCCCCUCUGGAGGGGCAGGUGCGGCAGGGUGUCUUCAACUCUCUCACCUUCAUCAUGGAGAAAAGAGUGCUGGCUCAUCUAGCUCCUCUGUUUGACAACCCCAAACUGGAUCGGGAGCUGCGCUCCAUGCUGAGGGAACGCUUCGCAGAGUUCUGCAGUUCUCCCUCACCUCCUACUGAGGGAAGGGAUGAAGGUGCAAAUGAAAUGAAAAUGGAGGAGUCUGUUUCCUUGGAGAUGGACAAUCAUGUUCUGCUUGACAAGGAGGAUGGUUGCUACGACAACACGGAGGCUGCCUUCAGCGACGAUGAGGAGGAGGUUAACAACAAGGGUGAGGGCAAUAAAAAGCGGGAGUUCAGAUUCCACCCAAUCAAAGAGGCCGUUAUUGAGGAGCCCGCUGACAUCACUCCCUUCGUGGAUCAGUUGGACGACACAAUGAAGGAGAAGGUGUUGCAGUUACAGAAAGGAAGUGACACAGAGGCACAUUGUGAAGUCAUGCAGGAGAUAGUGGACCUGGUCCUGGAGGAGGACUUUGACUCAGAGCAGAUGUCCACUCUGGCCUCCUGUCUGGCUGAGCUCUUCAAGGGCCACUUCAGAGGAGACGUACUGCCUGACGACAUCACAGAAGAGUCGCUGGAGGAGUCUGUGUGUAAACCGGUGUGCCUGGUGUUCAGGAACCUGUGUCAGAUGCAGGAGGACAACAGUGGCUUCUCAGUGCUGCUGGAGAUGCUGGCGGAGCUCUACCAGAAACAGCCCAAGAUCGGCUAUCACCUGCUUUACUACCUCAGGGCCAGUAAAGCAGCGAUGGGGAAGAUGAGUCUGUACGAGUCGUUUGCCCAGGCCACAGCGCUGGGAGACCUGCACACCUGUCUCAUGAUGGACAUGAAGGCCUGCCAGGAGGACGACAUCAGGCUGCUCUGCUAUCUCACACCAUCCAUCUACACCGAGUUCCCAGAUGAGACAUUGCGCAGUGGAGAGCUACUCAACAUGAUUGUAGCAGUCAUCGAUUCAACACAGCUUCAGGAGCUGAUGUGUCACGUGAUGAUUGGCAAUCUGGUGAUGUUCCGCAAGGACUCUGUCCUCAAUAUCCUCAUCCAGUCUCUGGAAUGGGAGACGUUUGAGCAGUACAGUGCCUGGCAGCUCUUCCUGGCCCACAGCAUUCCACUGGAGACUAUUAUCCCCAUCCUGCAGCACCUCAAGUACAAAGAACACCCAGAAGCACUCUCCUGUUUGCUGUUGCAACUACGCAGGGAAAAACCCAGUGGUGAGAUGGUGAAGAUGGUGCUGAGUCGGCCCUGCCACCCGGAGGACCAGUUCACCACCAGUAUCCUGCGCCACUGGGCGGCCAAGCACGACGACGUCCUGGGGGAACAUAUCAAGGCCCUGCUCAUCAAGAACAACAACAUGCCACGCAAACGCCAGAGUCUGCGCAGCUCCAGCAGUAAACUGGCCCAGCUGACCCUGGAACAGAUCCUGGAGCACAUGGACAACCUGAGGCUGAACCUCAGCAACACCAAGAACAGCUUCUUCACACAGACUCCCAUCCUGCAGGCACUGCAGCAUGUCCAGGCCAGCUGUGACGAGGCCCACAAGAUGAGAUUCAGCGACCUCUUUUCAUUGGCCGAGGAGUACGAAGAGCCCUCCUCCAAGCCUCCCAAGUCACGGCGCAAGGCCCCCGCCUCCUCCCCGCGGUCGCGUAAGGGAGCGGUCACCCCUGUGAGCAACGAGGAAGAGAGCGCGUCUAGCAGUGCCUCGGAGGAAGAGGACUCCAAACCCAAAGCCCCCAAGAGGAAGAGGAAAGGCUCAUCUGCGGUGGCCUCGGACAGCGACUGACAGCCCCACAACCAACCCGCUCCCACCUGUCAUAGUGACAUCCCUGUAGACAGGACCAUCAGCCAACCAGCUUCUCCAAACCACUGAGGAAACCCCGCCCCCAGAGACACUCAACAAGAGGGGUCGGAGCUCCUCCGCGUGGACUCUAGUGCUACUGGCCGGAGCCAUGGAGACACUCGACCUCACCUCUCACUGGUCAUUGGCUGCUUUGUCAGUUGGUCUGGCUGGAUUGGUCAGGGGGAGCAUUCCGAGGGGAAAUGCCAGUCGCUGUGGCACAGACUGACAGAAGUACUGUUACGAGAGGGAUAUCUAUAUCCUUGAGGAAAGGAUUACAUGACUAGACUGGAUGUUUGGGGGGUAAAUGUGUUGCUCUAUUGUCACUUAGUUGUCCGCCUAUCACACUGCACUUAGAGACAUCAGACAAAGCAUUUUAUAAGCCAUGACCAUGAUGACCGACCAACCAGCAAGAGCAUCCAGUCCAGGCGAUUUUAACAGAGGCACGUGUCAAAGAUUUAAGUGAUUCCUACCGUUUUGGGGGAAGGGGGGGGGGGGGGGGGUGCGAGAGUUGAAGUGGGGAGAAAGUCACCUUUGUCCCAAUCCCAUAGAGAAAAAUGUUCCUACCCACAUCUGAAAAACUCAACAUGCCUGUUCACCCUUCAUUUCUGAUUGGCAAGAAGGGAGACCAUGGACACGCUCUCAUUGGAUCAUUUUAACCAGAUGGUUGGACUGUAUGCGAGGUCAGAAAUAAAAGACUGUAUGAAUGGAGGAGCCGGAUGUAGUUGCUGAACUUUUUAAUGGAAAUGUCUUUCUACUGAACUAUUUUCAUAAAAGAUCAUAACAAUUAAAAAAAAAGGGCUACAAAAAAAUAGAA